Messenger RNA from Venustampulla echinocandica, 603 nucleotides. RefSeq names its product Actin-related protein 2 complex subunit 5. Bases 1 to 603 code for a protein of 200 amino acids. Gene Ontology annotation, molecular function: actin filament binding. The transcript has 3 exons. NCBI's taxonomy places the organism in Eukaryota, Fungi, Ascomycota, Leotiomycetes, Helotiales, Pleuroascaceae. Gene Ontology annotation, cellular component: cytoplasm; actin cytoskeleton; Arp2/3 protein complex. Gene Ontology annotation, biological process: regulation of actin filament polymerization; Arp2/3 complex-mediated actin nucleation. The record is from RefSeq and is a predicted model, not a curated record.
AUGUCAAUCAUCCAACAAGUCACCACGGCCUCCCUCUCCGACAACUGGCGCACCAUCAACAUCGACCUCCUCGACCCCGAAUCCUCCUCCAACUUCGACACAUCAACUCUCCACCCUCCCCUUGUGCCCGUUAGCGACGACGAGAUAAGAACGCUGGGUCAGCAGAUUAGACAGCUCAUGAGGGGCGGGGAUGCCGAAGGGGCGCUGAGAGGCGCAUUGGAGAUGCCACCUUAUGGAGGGAGCGAUGCUGUGAAGGAAUUACAUGCGGAAACCGUCAUCCUCGUCCUACAAUCUAUCAAAGCCUCAGAAAUGACGCCGAUAUUAAAGCGGAUCUUCCAAACGGAUGGUGGGAGCGAGGCUUUGGACGCGCUGAUGAAAUACUUAUAUAAAGGUAUGGCAGCAUCAUCAUCCCACUCACCUUCCCGUAGCUCCGCAAUCUCGCCGCAGAGCACCGGCGCGGGGUUCUCUCAAAUGGGUGGACGGCCUGCGGUUGCAAGUGAGAGCAGCACGAUGAGUGUUUUGCUCUCGUGGCAUGAGAAAGUUGUGGAUGUUGCCGGGUUGGGAUGUGUGGGACGGUGCAUGACUGAUUGGAGAAAGGUAUAA